Messenger RNA from Pelobates fuscus (common spadefoot toad), 1008 nucleotides. Its product is annotated as endonuclease domain-containing 1 protein-like. The coding region runs from base 90 to 959 and encodes 289 amino acids. The record is from RefSeq and is a predicted model, not a curated record. The transcript is spliced from 2 exons. Lineage: Eukaryota; Metazoa; Chordata; Amphibia; Anura; Pelobatidae. Gene Ontology annotation, molecular function: metal ion binding; nucleic acid binding; hydrolase activity.
CCCGUGGGGUGAUAUAUUAUCUGGUUGUGAAGCUCACAUAACGGGUCUUUCCAUCUUCUCGAGAUUGUCCAAGAGUUGCUGUUUCUAUCAUGAUGUUUUGGCUAUUACUAGGCUUGGCUCUGGUUAAUACAGCCUUGGCCAAAGUGAGCACAAACUUCGAUGACUGCCGUGGCCACUUCUAUGCCAGUACUCCUCCACAAGGAUUCGAGAACGUUUUCAAUCAGAACGGUGUCAUCACACACCUCUGCCUGAUGCUAGAAAACCAAAAUAACCCUUUCUAUGCCUCGCUGUACCAUAAGGAGUUACGAUAUCCUCUAUACGCUGCCUAUAUUCUAGACAUAAGACCCGAUGACCCAAAAAGCUCUUCAAAGACAUUUCGCCUGGAACCGCAGUUGGUGGAUCCCAGCCUUCCUGAUCACAUGAUGUCCCAGCCAGAGUUACAAACAAGCAUCAGAAAAAAGCGUCUGCCUGGCCAACCUGCUGAUCUGAUCAAGCAAGUUCAAGCCAUAAAUUCAGACUAUUCUAACCCAGAUUACCAUAAGGGUCACUUGAACCCAAACGCAGAUCACCCCGCUGGGCCAGGACAAGAAGCCACUUACACCCUCGCCAACGUGGCUCCCAUGUAUGGGAGCCUGAACUGUGGACAAUGGAGGACCAAUGAAGAGCGAGUGAGGAACAUAGCCAAAAAGUGUGCAAAAAUGUAUGUAGUUACUGGAGUGGUGCCCGGAAGUGAGUGGAUCCCAGUAAAAGGGGUGCAGCAACGGGUCAACAUUCCCAGCCACAUCUGGAGCGCGUUCUGCUGUCUGGGCAACAACAAUCAGCCAAUCGCAGCAGAGGGAUCCCUGGUAGUAAACAAUGCCAGCGGCGUUCCAACUAGGCACAGUAUUUCCAACCUGCAGACAGAGCUCUUUAAUCUGCUUCAUGUCAGUGUUACCUUGUUUAAUAAUAGCUGCUCAUAGGAUGUGUGGGACGCUGUGUAAUAAAUGAGGUGGUGACAUCCACCAAGCA